GAUCUAAAUUUAUAGAUCUUCAUUAGAUUUGACAUGGAAUAUUUUUAAAUGAAAAGAAUACUAUUGGACCUUGUCAUUUUGUAACAAACUUGAAAACUGUGGUGUUAUGUUUAUAUACCAUGUUGACAGUGUUAUAUUUGGCUACAUCUCUAUGUAUUUUUUUAAAAUCAGGAAUAUAUAAAAGAAAUUUUUUUAAAAUAUUUUGAAUAAAUUUGAUUGAAACUGAUUAAAAUGUCAAACAUAUUAUUAAACUUUAUGUAUCCUAUAAAAUGUGGAAAUUUAUCAAUCAUGUACAGUAGAAACAUUAAAAAUUCAUUAAUCAGAUCACAAAAUUUAUUUCAACAUAUAAAGAGAAAAAGUGUUAAUUUUCAAAGAUGUUAUAAAGAAAAUCAUAGUGUUUUAAAGAAAUUUUGGAUUUUUAUGAAACAAAAGGCAGAUGGUAAAUUCUUGAUUAAAUUUAGUUCCAGCACUUUAAUAACAUGGAAAUUAGUAAAUCAAAGAAUUAGUGUGUCUUGUGAAGUUAAAGCUGAACAUAAAUCUAGAUUAUUUGGCAUAGAUAAAGAUAUCAUGCAAGAAACAAAGUUUGACUGGAAACAAUUUUUUGAUUUGUUAAAACCUGAAAUAUGGCAUAUGAUUAUAGCAGUUUUAAGUGCAAUUGCUGUUGCAUAUUACAAUAUCCAAAUACCCGUAUUAUUAGGAGAUGUUGUAAAUGUUGUAUCAAGAUUUGUUAGUUGCUCUGGACAAACUGAAAUUGGAAAUUUUUUUCAACAGAUAAAAAACCCAUGUUUAAGAUUAUUACAUAUAUACUUGGCACAGAUAUCUUAUAAUAUGUAUAUUAGAUGUGGAUCUGAUGAUUUUUGCUUGCUCUCGGUUUACUUGUAUGUCUUAAUGUGA
Messenger RNA from Centruroides sculpturatus (bark scorpion), 894 nucleotides. RefSeq lists its product as uncharacterized. The transcript has 5 exons. Gene Ontology annotation, molecular function: ATP binding. The coding region runs from base 232 to 894 and encodes 220 amino acids. Gene Ontology annotation, cellular component: membrane. The record is from RefSeq and is a predicted model, not a curated record. Lineage: Eukaryota; Metazoa; Arthropoda; Arachnida; Scorpiones; Buthidae.